Molecule: messenger RNA, 1476 nt
Organism: Rotaria sp. Silwood1
Lineage: Eukaryota; Metazoa; Rotifera; Eurotatoria; Philodinida; Philodinidae
Source: the annotation of a GenBank genome assembly
AUGGCACAAAAUAUGACAUCAUUCAAGAGCAAUCGCUUUGUGAGUGAUGAUGUAUCAGAAUUUCAACAAGCCAAUCGUAGUCCAAUAUACGGUUACCAACAUUUACCUGUGAUGACAUUAGAACAAACUGUACAAGAACUUGUUCUAUCAGUUCCUGGUCUUACAAAUUAUGUUGCUUUAGCUAAAGAAAAUUGUAAUCGAACUUCGUCUCUCUUAACAUGGGAUGAAUCAGCAGCAAUUUAUCUUUACUCCAUGCAAACAAGCUUUUUUCCAAUGCUCAAUAAAGCGCUUCGGGAUGAAAAACGACAAUUGUUGAAGCCAUGGUUUGCCUUCUUGAAAUUAUUCCUUACUGCUCUUGAAAAAUUACCAUCGUUCAACGGCACUGUUUGGCGAGGCGUUUCAGGUGAUAUCGAUUCUAAUUUUGCAAACAAUAGUGUGCAAACUUGGUGGAGUGUGAAUUCCUGUUCAAAAGAUACUAAAGUCACCGAAGCAUUUGUUGGCGAAAAGGGUGUCUUAUUUGUCAUUAAGGUGAUGCACGGCAAAGAUAUUUCUGCUUACUCAGCUAUUCAAAGUGAGCAAGAAGUCAUCAUUGUACCUGGAACUCGCUUAUGUGUGAAAAGCGAUUCUUUCAACUUUAUCGGCCUUCUCUUAAUUGUCUACUUGGAAGAAGAACCUUUAUCUAAUCAACAUAUACAAUGGUGAGUCUGUACAGAAGAUUUUAUUAAAAUGAAUCGCUUUGUAGACUAAUGAAACAGUUCUCUAAACCUCGUGGUCUUUGAGUAAGCAUAAGAAUAUAUCAAGCUCUAUUCAAUUGGGAGUCGAAAGUCCCAAUUUAAUAAGUUCUAAGUUUAAAAAUAAUACAGUUUGCCAUAAAACACUUGGAAAUUUUUCGAUUCAUAUUAUUUGCAUCACCAGACCAACAAAAACAUAUAUCAUGACGUUCCUUUCUCUGAUUUAUAUUGAGACCACAUUUAAUGAAUGUAGCCUCUUAUAUUCAAUAAUUUUUGCACUCAUUAACGUUGCACAUUCUGUGAGAUUUUUGGUGACUAUAGUGGAAGUACUUUUAUUUUUCAGUCUGUCAUUCACUGAAUGAUAAGAAAACAAAAGUCUUGGUAUUGAUAAACUUUCUCUAGUAUCGCAGCCAGGGUUGCCAGAUCGAAAACUCAAAAAUCAGAAUUUUUUUUUUCAAAAUCAGAAAACCAUCAGAAAUUUUUUUUGCAAAAUCAGAAAUUAAUCAGAAAAGUCAGUUUUUGAAAAACCUAGCGGUUAUUAUGGUAUCAUGUUGGUACAAGAUGCUCUAUUGAAUAGCUGUUCAUUAAUUCAUACUUUAUUUUCAAAGAUAUUUCGCUAUAAAAAAGCAUAAUACAAUGAAUAUACUGUUUAGCGAACAAGGAAAAACUAAUGAAGACACGUAGUGUCGAACUCUUUCGCUAAACUCAAAAUUCGUUCACAAAAAAAGUACAAAAACAAAUCACA